Ipomoea nil (Japanese morning glory) is the source of this 1142-nucleotide messenger RNA. Its product is annotated as transcription factor MYB44-like. Gene Ontology annotation, molecular function: DNA-binding transcription factor activity, RNA polymerase II-specific; RNA polymerase II cis-regulatory region sequence-specific DNA binding. Gene Ontology annotation, biological process: regulation of DNA-templated transcription. The transcript has a single exon. Lineage: Eukaryota; Viridiplantae; Streptophyta; Magnoliopsida; Solanales; Convolvulaceae. The record is from RefSeq and is a predicted model, not a curated record. Gene Ontology annotation, cellular component: nucleus. Bases 229 to 1038 code for a protein of 269 amino acids.
GGUGAGUGCAUGCACCCUAAAAGUAGCUUCUAUUAUUCCUUGAAGUGUACCUUCAUUGUACAUAGAUGCAUACAUUUCACUCUCUAUAUAUAGCUUGCGUCUUAGCUCCCAUCGCCAGAGCAUUCAACUCAACACCACAACCCGACCUCAUCUUCGCUCCCAAGAAGACAAAUUUAAUAGUCUCUCUGAUCUUUCACUUGUUGUUCUUGGGUUCUUUCAAUCUGUUUGAUGGAAGCGUUUAACAGGAGCUCAUCGACUUCUUCUACAUCGUCCGACUCAUCUUCGUCGGAGUCUUCGUUCUCGGCCGGCGGAAAGGCGCCGCGAGAUGGGAAUAGGCCGGAGAGGAUUAAAGGGCCGUGGAGUGCGGAGGAGGACAAGAUCCUUUCCCGGCUUGUGGAACGGUACGGGCCGCGAAACUGGUCGUUGAUUAGCAAGUACAUAAAGGGCCGCUCCGGGAAGUCUUGCCGGCUCCGGUGGUGUAACCAGCUCAGCCCCAGUGUGGAGCACCGAUCCUUUUCUCCGGCUGAGGAUGAGACCAUCUUGGCCGCCCAUGCAAAAUACGGAAACCGAUGGGCCACCAUUGCCCGCUUGCUCCCUGGUCGGACCGAUAAUGCCGUCAAGAACCACUGGAACUCCACCUUAAAGAGAAGAUACCAACACCAGAAUCAGAACCAGAACCAGAACCAAAAUCAAACGUUCGAUUUCACCGAGGUUGCCGACGCUAAAAGUAGCCCGUCGGGAUCUGUGUUUUUCGGCUUGGAAAACUCUACAUUAUGCAUGAAUAUCAACGCCGGAGAGAGUCCCAGAGUAAAUACUAGUAGCGGUAGAACGUUCCCGUUAAGUCAUUGUGACGAUGAGUAUGAUCCGAUGACAACUCUGUCCCUGGCGCCGCCGGGAAUGGGCGGACACGAACUGCCGGAGAGACGGACGGAGAGCUUACCGGCGGGAUUCUGGGAUGUGAUGAGGGAGGUGAUUGCUAAGGAAGUAAGAGAGUACGUUACGUCGUCGUUUUCUGGGCCUUCCACUGGGUUUCAUUAGGAUGAUGAUUAUAGUAAAAUGUUUGUUGCUUGUUAAUUAAUCUCAUCUUGUCGGCUUUCAUAUUAAAUUACAUAAAUUAAAUCAAUCAGUUGGUUCAUAGUUUU